UAGCCUAGGCAAAUAAACCUAGUCCAAAGUAGCUUUGUCCCAUGUUUUCACACAGUCGUAAUUCAAGGUGGGGAAUGCACCAACUAUUUACUGGAAGAGAACUGAAGUUUUCUGAUAGAGACGGUGGCUUUUGAACUGAGCUUUGUAAAAGGUAGGGAUUAUUAGAGAAUAAAAAGAUUGCCCAAUAGCUGUAAGGCCUCAGUCCUCCAUAGAUCUUCAUAGGCUGAUGCCAUUGAUCUGUCUUCUAGCACUCUUAAUUAACCAACAGAGGGAAAGAGACAUAGCUACUGGCUACUCUCAAAACAAGCACAAUAAUGGUGGAAUCAAUGCUGGCUUUACAGACAGAAGACCCUGUGGAAAAAAGCACUCUUAAGAAAUAUAAAAUACUCUCUGGGGUUCUUCUUGUUUUGUUGGUGGUUGUGUCACUUGGCCUAGGCCUUGGACUUGGAUUAAGGCGACAAGAGCAAGGGAGUUGCAGAAACAAAUGCUUUGAGCAAUCCUACAGAGGAUUCGGGGGAUGCCAGUGUGAUAGUGGCUGUAAAGACCGUAAGAACUGCUGCUGGGAUUUUGAAGAAACUUGUGUGGAAUCAACUCAGAUAUGGACAUGCAAUAAAUUUCGUUGUGGAGAGACUCGGCUACCUCAUAGCCAUUGUUCUUGCUCUGACGACUGCUUACAGAAAAAAGACUGUUGUGUUAAUUAUAACAGUAUUUGCAAAGGAGAAAGCCACUGGGUGGAUGAAGAAUGUAAUGUUUCUCAUGAAUCUCAGUGUCCAGAGGGCCUGCCACCUCUGAUUUUGGUUUCCAUGGAUGGUUUUAGAUCUGAAUAUUUACAUACAUGGAGCACACUUAUGCCCAAUAUCAACAAACUGAAAACAUGUGGAAUACAUUCGGAGUACAUGAGACCAGUUUAUCCAACCAAAACCUUCCCAAAUCAUUACACCAUUGUCACAGGUUUAUAUCCAGAAUCCCAUGGCAUCAUUGACAAUAAUAUGUAUGAUGUAUAUCUUAACAAGAACUUUUCACUUUCUUCAAAAGAGAUCUUGAAUCCAAAGUGGUGGUAUGGGCAACCGAUCUGGCUGACAGCUAUAUAUCAAGGUUUGAAGGCUGGAACCUUCUUUUGGCCUGGUUCUGAAGUAUCUAUCAAUGGCACAUUUCCAACUUAUUACAAAAUGUUUAACAACUCUAUUCCAUAUGAAGAGAGAAUUACUACACUGUUACAUUGGCUUGACCUACCCAAAUCUGAAAGACCAAAUUUUUAUACUUUGUACGUCGAAGAACCAGAUUCUGCUGGACAUAAAAGUGGACCAGUCAGUGGUGAUGUUAUUAAGGCCUUACAGAAAGUAGAUAAAGCUUUUGGAAUGUUAAUGGAGGGACUAAAACAAAGGAACCUACACAACUGCGUCAAUGUCAUUCUUCUGGCUGAUCAUGGAAUGGAAUGGACAUACUGUAAUAAAGUGGAAUAUAUGAUAGAUUACUUUCCUGAAAUAAACUUUUACAUGUAUGAAGGGCCUGCCCCUCGCAUCCGAACUCGCAAUAUCCCAACGGACUAUUUUACUUUUGAUUCUCCAGGAAUUGUUAGAAACCUCAGUUGUCGGAAAGCAGACCAGCAUUUUAAACCCUACCUGACUCCUGACUUGCCCAAACGAUUACAUUAUGCUAAAAAUGUUAGAAUCGAAAAAGUUCACCUUCUUGUAGAUCAACAGUGGCUAGUUGUAAGGUAUAAAAAUUAUAAACGUUGUGCAGGUGGUACCCAUGGUUAUGACAAUGAAUUUAAAAGUAUGGAGGCUAUCUUUUUGGCACAUGGACCUGGAUUUAAGGAGAAAGUUAAAGUUGAACCUUUUGAAAAUAUUGAGCUCUACAACCUAAUGUGUGAUCUUUUGCACAUUCAACCAGCACCAAACAAUGGAACUCAUGGAAGUCUAAACCAUCUUUUGAAGCAACCUUUCCAUAUUCCAUCACACCCCAAAGAAGUGUCGACUUUGUAUUCUUGCCCCUUUGUUAAUGCAAAGCCUACAGAUAAUUUAAAUUGUAUAUGUGAUUUAUUAGAUCAGAAUGCUCAAAUAGAGAAGAAUCAAAAUCUUAAUCUCACAUCAAAAGAAGAAACUGAAUCAGCCAAAGAAAAUUUACCUUACGGGAGGCCCAGGAUUACACAAAGAAGCAAAAAUUACUGUCUCCUUUAUCAGAAGGGCUACAUUAGUGGAUAUAGUCAAGAAAUCCAUAUGCCUCUGUGGACCUCAUAUACAAUUUCUAAACCUGGAGACACAUCGCCUCUUCCUCCCACUGUUCCAGACUGUCUGCGGGCUGAUGUUAGGAUUUCUCCUUCUCAGAGCCAAAAUUGUUCCAUCUAUUCAACCGAAAAGAAUAUCACCCACGGCUUCCUCUACCCUCCUAUGUUCAACAAGACGUCUGAUGGACAAUAUGAUGCUUUACUUACAAGCAAUUUGGUUCCUACUUAUAAAGCAUUUAAACAAAUGUGGGACUAUUUUCAUCAUGUUAUGCUUGUGACAUAUGCUACGAAAAGAAAUGGAGUGAAUGUGAUUAGUGGACCAGUGUUUGAUUAUAACUAUGAUGGACGUUCUGAUGAGCCCCAUGAAAUUACAGAGUUUAUAAGCAAUACUGGCAUUCCCAUCCCAACUCAUUACUUCGUGGUGCUGAGUAGCUGCAAAAACCAGACUUAUACUCCACUGAACUGCCCUGGGUCCUUGGAUGUCUUGCCCUUUAUCAUUCCUCAUCGAUCUACCAACAUAGAAAGUUGUCCUGCUAACAGACCAGAGAAUCUUUGGAUUGAAGAGAGAUUUCGGGCUCAUACUGCUCGUGUACGUGAUGUGGAACUUCUCACAGGACUUGACUUUUACCAGGAUAGAGACCAAGCUGUCUCUGAGAUCUUGCAACUAAAAACAUUUCUACCCAUUUUUGAAAUGCCAUAACAAUAUAGAAACAUGACUUUGGAGCAUAUGGAUAAUCAGCUCUUCCCCUACUGUGGAGCUAAAUGAUGAAGAUGGUUAUUAUUUCCUUUUUAGCUUUGAAGGUACACUAAGUUGUCAUUUCCUCUAUUUUUUACUUUUAAUGUCUUUUCAUGGUCAUCUCAUCCUGUGUUUUCCUCAGCACCCAGCAAAAACAGAAUAACUCCCAAUUUGGAAUCAAAUCUGUAUUACUUGAGUUUCACUGUAAAAAUAAAUAGAAUACUUUGCUCAGAAUGCAAGGGCAGAAACUGUAUAAUUGAUUCCCCAAUAUUCAGCAAUCUUUUUUGAGCUGCUUACACAGUGUGAUGCUUUUCACUUCCCUGAAGGAACAUUGAAACUCACUUGACAGAAUUUUGAUGUCUCUUCACAAGUUGCUUUAAAAGAAUUUUCACUUUUUCUUUUUUACUAAAAUUUCAAUCAAAUAAUUAAAUAAUUAAAAAAAAUUAAAGCCAACAAAUUGCUUCAGAAGACAUCUAACUAGGUUUUAAGCAUUGUAAACAAUUUUUAAACUUAAUAAUAACACUAAUAUUUAUAUUGCUUUAAGAUUUACAUUACUUAACUUGAUCCUUCCAAUAGCUAUUUUGUAGCUAUUACUGUUAUUCCCAUUUUCAAGAUAAAAAAAGGGGAGAGAUCUGAAACAAGAAUUUCCUGACUCCAAGUUCAUUUCUCUAUCUACUACAUCAAACAGCUUCCUAAAUGAAAAUGGAAAUGUAGAAAGGAUUGAAACACUCCCCCCCUCCCAUUUUCUUUAAGAAAAAGGGAACUUUAAGAAAUAGAAGAGAUGGGACUAUGGAUUUUCUAUUGGGUAAUGAGGCCCAUAUUGGGUCACUUCUUCCAUGUUUCAGGCCUUUUAUCUAUAUGAGUUUACAUAAAAUAUUGUUGAUGAAAUUGAUGAAAUAUAUAUAUACAACAUAAGCAAUAUUUUGAAUUUAUGUAAAUUAUUUCUUUGGAUCCAAUUGACUAAAAAACACAUGGGGCAUUGUUGGAUGUGUAUUUUAUUAAGGCAACCCUUAAUUCCUCACUUAGCUAUGGUUUCUAACUUUAUGAUGGUUACAGUUAUAUUAUCUCAGGUAAUGAAUUUGUUUUUAUUGUUUACAUUGAAAUACUGCAAAGAACAACUAUUUGGAGUUCCUUUUCCUCAAAUAAAUAUUUCUUUAAAUAAAAUGA
Messenger RNA from Sarcophilus harrisii (Tasmanian devil), 4130 nucleotides. RefSeq names its product ectonucleotide pyrophosphatase/phosphodiesterase 3 (gene ENPP3). The record is from RefSeq and is a predicted model, not a curated record. The transcript has 26 exons. The coding region runs from base 315 to 2927 and encodes 870 amino acids. Gene Ontology annotation, biological process: nucleoside triphosphate catabolic process. Gene Ontology annotation, molecular function: nucleic acid binding; nucleoside triphosphate diphosphatase activity; metal ion binding. Lineage: Eukaryota; Metazoa; Chordata; Mammalia; Dasyuromorphia; Dasyuridae.